CGUAGCCGAGUUGACUUCAGUUGCGUUAGAAUACUCGCAGAAUCUUGUUUGUUACAGUCUAGUGAAUGAAACGUCCUUUAAUUUAAUUCCAUUGUGUGCAAAAACGUUUAAUUUGUUGUGUUUGUUGUAAUAUACUGUGAGAUACAUCCAAAUGGUGGUGUUAGACGGCAACACUAUGUUAACCCCCUCUGGAAAUCAGUACUUGCAACCCGAUUAUCUAUCACCUUUGCCGACUACGUUGGACGCGAAGAAAAGCCCGUUAGCGCUACUAGCUCAAACUUGCAGCCAGAUCGGUGCAGAUUCACCAUCCACCAAACCACUAUUAUCAGCGCUAGAGAAACCUAAAAAGUCAGCUAGCAAUGAAAAUGUUACACGCUCUUCACCCGCCCACGUGAAGGACAAAGUGGAAAAAUCAGCUCCACGUAACAGCCCUAGUGAAACAAAGCUCGCAUUCAAGCCCUACGAAAAUAAUGUGUUAACAAAGAAAUGCGACGACGGCCGCCCUGCAUCUAAAAGUGGCAGUGUAAAUGGCUUAGAUGCCGAAGAUAAAAAGGAAUGUAGAACGCCAAGUAGAAAAUCAGCUUCUCCCACAAAUAGUAAUCAUAGUGCGACACCAGCUCCAGAAGCCGGAAAAGUUUCCCCCAGUGACAGUAAAUCCGCAUCACCAUCGGCGCGUGGUGCCAGUCCGAUUAUUCGUUCCGGAUUGGAAAUUUUACAGGGCCAUCCCAAAGAUGUGCCCCUUGGAACGUAUAAACCUGGUAGCCUAUCGAGUUUAGGUGCCGGAUUGGGAGGUCCCUUAAAUUCCCUGUGCUGUCCACCUGGAUUAGAACACACUAACCCCGCAUUCCGACCACCGUUUCCCGGAGGACCGUUUUCACAUCACGCGGCGAUGCUAGCCGCCGGUUAUCCGAGUGCAACUCCCGGUCCGUAUUUAAGUUACGCGCGUGUUAAAACUCCGUCGGGAGGUGAAGCAUUAGUGCCGGUGUGUAAAGAUCCCUACUGUACUGGAUGUCAGUUUAGUGUACACAAUCAGCAAUUACUAAUGGCAGGUGCCACCGGCCCCUGUCCAAGUGGCUGCACCCAGUGUGACCACCAAAAGUACAACUUAGCAAUGGCCGCCAUGUCCUUAGUUCCUCCAGGUCCGGUGCCGCCUUCUUCAUUAGGAUAUCCACAGUUAGGUAGACCGUAUGUUUGUAAUUGGAUAGCUGGAGACACUUAUUGCGGUAAACGAUUUGGAACAUCAGAAGAAUUAUUACAACAUCUACGUACGCACACAAGCGGAUCCGAUGCCGCGACGAGCGCAUCUGCAGCAUCAUCUUUACUUAAUCCGCAUGCACUGUUAUCGUCGGCAGCUUUGCACAGAGCGGGUUAUCCAAAUCCACCCUUAAGCCCACUCUCCGCCGCCCGAUACCAUCCAUAUGCGAAACCAACGUUACCGUCUUCUCUUGGAGCUUCACCAUAUAGUGCUUUCAAUCCAACGUUAGGUCCCUAUUAUUCACCGUACUCCAUGUAUGGCCAACGCAUAGGAGCCGCGGUGCAUCCGUAGUAUUAAGGAAAUGUUUCUUUGUUGUAAAUGAUACAGAUUUUAAAACGCUGUGUCGAUUCUUCUGCUGUGAUAAAUAAACAUGUAAAUAUUUUCAUGCUAUAAAGUGCAAUCUAAAUGCGAGAAGUUAAUUUAAGGCAAUAAAUAAAAAGAUGUAAAUUAUUUUUAUUUCUUACAGUUACACAAAAAAAGUCUUAAAAUUUGUAUAGCAAUUGUAAGUAUUAAUUAAUUAUGUUGAGUUUUCAGUAAUGCUUUAAUAAAAUGUUUGUAGAACUAA
Messenger RNA from Photinus pyralis (common eastern firefly), 1820 nucleotides. Its product is annotated as zinc finger protein Noc-like. Lineage: Eukaryota; Metazoa; Arthropoda; Insecta; Coleoptera; Lampyridae. Bases 152 to 1546 code for a protein of 464 amino acids. The transcript is spliced from 2 exons. Gene Ontology annotation, biological process: negative regulation of DNA-templated transcription. The record is from RefSeq and is a predicted model, not a curated record. Gene Ontology annotation, cellular component: nucleus.